AUGCACAAACCGCCGUCGCCGCUCAAGCAGUCGCAGCCAGCACUGUACCCACCACCGCAUGAGUCCCACCUCGUGUGGACCCACCCGCACCCGUUCGGGCCAGCACUCGCCGUCGACCCGGCCUCGUCCUCCUCGCCGUCGACCUCGUUCGGCGCGCCGCAAACACCGCCCAGGUUCUGCGCCUCGGCAGGCGCGUUCGCCCUCCCCGGCAUCGACGAGGCGACGACGACGAGCCGCACCGAGCGCACCCGCAACCCGUCGACCGAGUCGUCGUCGUUCCCGUCGCACGCCUCGCUGUCGUCGUCAAAGGGCUCGUUCGACGACUCGUCGUUCGCGUCCGACUCUCCGCCCGACUCGCUCCCUUCGCCCUCGACCUCGCCCGACACGAGCCUCGGCUCGUCCGCCCUCCUCGCCGCGGCCGCCGCACCUCCCUCCUCCUCCUCCGCCUUCGCGCUCCCACGUCCCCUCGUCCCUCCGCCUCUCCGCCGCGCCACGUCGUGCACCUCGCCCAUGCAGUGCGACCCGGCGGCGGCCCCGACGCCGCUCCUCGUCGGCCUCGCGAACCGCGACGACGACGUCGACGAGGCCGAGCGCCUGCACCACGUCGCGUUCGAGCAGCUGCGCUCGGCGACGCGCGACGAGGAGGAGCACUUUGUCGAGCGCAUGCGCCGCUGGGAGGCGGCGCGUGGGGACCCGUUCGCUGCCGAGCCCGUCGGCCUCCUAGACGUCGACGUCGACGACGAGGACGAGGACCUCGCUCUCGACGGCGACGGCGACGACGAGGUCGAGGUCAUGCUCGACCUCGGCACGGCGGCGCCCCAGCGCCACCUGCCACCGCCGGCCGUGAGCCGCGCCGAGCUCGACGAGCUCGCGCGCAGGCUGCAGGCUGGCGCGUGCGAGCUCGAGGACUAUGCGCUCGUGCGCGAGGUGCAGGCCCGGUCGCGCUCGCACAGCGCCCGCGUCUGA
Messenger RNA from Rhodotorula graminis WP1, 966 nucleotides. RefSeq lists its product as uncharacterized. The transcript has a single exon. Bases 1 to 966 code for a protein of 321 amino acids. NCBI's taxonomy places the organism in Eukaryota, Fungi, Basidiomycota, Microbotryomycetes, Sporidiobolales, Sporidiobolaceae. The record is from RefSeq and is a predicted model, not a curated record.